Corticium candelabrum is the source of this 3279-nucleotide messenger RNA. RefSeq lists its product as uncharacterized. The transcript has a single exon. Lineage: Eukaryota; Metazoa; Porifera; Homoscleromorpha; Homosclerophorida; Plakinidae. The record is from RefSeq and is a predicted model, not a curated record. Bases 1 to 3135 code for a protein of 1044 amino acids.
AUGUCUCAGCUAGAGAGCUGUCCCUAUGAGUCUUGUCAUGUUUCUGGCACUCUUCAGAGAGUUCUCGGUCAUACUCGUCACGCUCAUGACCCAAAUCUUCUACCAGGCGACUUCAUCUCUCGUCAUAGCUUACAGCGUUGCCCCCACUGCUCCAAAUGGUUUCUAAAGCUUGGGCAACACAUGUCUCAAUGUAGGAAGCGGCAGAGUUUUCCCGUAAGUGGCCAACGGUCAUCCGCACCAGCAGACACAAGUGCGCCAUCACCACCGUCACCUUCGUUGAGGAAUGCAUCCUCCACAGUCGUGCCAACUAUGGUAUCUGAGUCUCAAGAUCUUUCUCAACCUACGAGUAGUAUCAGUGCACUCAACCCGGAAUCAACCGCUUGGCGUUUCAUUCGGGACCUCCCAGUGCAGUCAAUCUUAGAAGCUACGCCCCCUCGCGUUGUCCAAACGAUCAAUUCCUCCGUCAAGGCUCGUUUCCAGGACUGUUGUGCUAUUGCCCUAAAGAAAAUCCAAGAUAACCCAGAUGACGUUUCGGCAUGGAAGCUUCUCUUUCUCAUCCCUCGCAUGCUUCUCCGACCUAUGGUGAGAGGUGGCAAGAACGGCCUUCGAGAUGUAAAGUUAGCGUAUGAGAAAUUUUUGAGCUGGCAAUGGGAGGACCUUGUCAAACUGCAAGGCUUGCCGACCAAACGAGCUUCGUAUGGAAGUGAGGAAGCCAGGAUAGCAGCGGCACUAAGAUUAGUGAGAUGUGGUGAGUUGUCACGUGCGUCUAAGGUCCUCACUAGCACCGGAUUGGCUGAAUCGUCAGCGGAGACAACCGCAAAAUUGGCACUAAAACAUCCAAGGAGGUCAACAACAAUAAUAAGGGAGGCUACACCUCACCAUGAGUCCAUCAAUUUAACUAGAUCUAUUCUCUUUGAUGUUAUCAGACGAUCACCGCGUGGAUCUGGAACAGGCCCGUCAGGUUGGCGCUUUGAGCAUUUGAAAGUGCUAAUUGAAAAUGAUUUCACUGCUGAUUGCCUCUUCUCUGCCUGCACUGCCAUCGCUCUUGGGAUACUUCCUGAAAUAGCUACCAAGCUGUUGUCUUCUUCCCGGUUAAUUGCUAUCCCUAAGCCAAAUGGCGAUGUGAGACCCAUUGCUAUCGGAGAAUGCAUUCGCCGAGUAACCUCGAGAGCCAUCUGUGUGCAAAUGAAAAACAGUUUUGCCAGCUUCUUCUGCCCUAUCCAGCAUGGAGUUUCCACAGAGAAUGGUUCAGAGUUAAUUAUUCACCAUAUUGAGCUGAUGCUGGAACACAACCCUGAAUGGAUUGUACUGAAGUCCGAUGUAAAGAAUGCAUUCAACUCUAUCAAUAGACAUCACCUGCUCAACGAGCUACGCCAGUCCUUCCCUGAGCUAUACAAUUACGCAUCACAGAUGUAUGGUGGAUUCAACUCACUAGUCUUCAUGGAGGGUGGUACAGCAGUCGCUAUAUCAUCGGAAGAAGGCAUCCACCAAGGCGACCCUCUUGGUCCAGCCUUGUUUGCCACAGCAAUUCAUCCAAUUCUGAGGGAUCUCCAGGAAAGAUUUCAAGAAAUUCAUAUCCUAGCUUACCUUGACGACGUGUUUCUAUUGGGUCAUCCGGACAAAACCUUGGAAGCUUUCCAGAAUCUAAAGGAUAUGUUCCUUUCUGGCAGUUUAUCCGUCUCAGACUCCAAAUGCGAGAUCUUCAGUCCUUCAGGUACCAUCAAUACCGCUAAUACUUACGUUCAAGUAACAUCUGAGGGCUCAAUGUUCCUCGGAACUCCCAUCGGUUCUACUGCUUUUGUUGAGUCUUCUUGCUCUCAGAUCGUUCAGUCAGGGUCUUCUUUGUGUGACUAUCUUCCAAAAUUAAAUGACCCUCAAAGUGCUCUCCUGCUCCUUCGUCAUUGUCACGUGCCGAAGCUAGACCAUCUGGCCCGGACUGUACAUCCGAAUAAUAUUAGGAAAGCUGCUUCUAUCCACGACUCUAUGACGCGCGCAACAUUUUCACAAGUACUAGGCUUCCCCGAGUUGGUUCUUCCAUGGGAGCAAAUAUCACUGCCAGUACGUCUGGGUGGAUUUGGUAUGUCAUCCCUGUCGUCCACCUUCAAACUCGGUUACGUGGCUUCAUGGAUACACUCACUUGCUGAGCUCCCACUUCGUUUUCCUGCUGUAAUACCCAUGGUUGACAACGUGGUUGACCAUCAAUUUGGUUCAGUUGGUGAUGCUCUUGCCAAGUCCAUACCUCCUGACAAGCUUCUGUCUGACUAUCUGGCAAAUCCUAAGAAACUUCAAAGCAGACUUUCAAAUCAGUUCUUUGCAAACCAACUACAACUUUCAUUAAAUAACUCUGCUACGGCUAGAGAUGCCUCUAGGUUAUAUUCCCUACAGGGAAAAGGAGCUGGAGCGUGGCUAAAUGCAAUCCCUGCAACACAAGGUUUCGCAUUCAAACCCUGCGAUUUUCGCUUGGCGUCGCUUGUGAGGCUUGGAUUGCCCAUCUCUCUGUCACAUUGGUCAGAGGCAUGCAACUGCAGUGCACCACUGGAUGACAGCGGAUACCACCUACUCACAUGCAAGACCGGUGGAGGCCCUAUUUGGUCUCACGAAUCAAUUGCUGGGGUGUGGUCUGAGUGCCUCAGGAGCCUCCAAAUCCACCAUCGACGGGAGCCAAGGAACAGAUAUGUCACUUCAGAUUGCAGGCCUGACAUUGUCAUGUUCGAUUCUGAAUCAGCUUCCAACCUCGACCUGGACAUCUCUCUAGCCCACCCUUGGAGUGCGGAUGCAUUUCCAAGCUCUGCUGAUAGAACAGGCGUCGCUGCUAAACAACGAGAGAAUAGGAAGGCAACAAAAUACAGCCAACAAAAGCUCCCUGGGACUUCAGUUCUCAAAGCCAUCCCCUUGGUAUUCGAACAUUUCGGUGCAUGGGGAGAAGAGGCCAGGAACUUCUUGCGAAAGCUAGCAGCUUUCUCAUCAGACGAAGUUGGUCAGCCAAACGCACCGGAAUUUGUGGACUUCUGGCGUAAACGAUUUUCAGUGCAGCUGCAAAAGUGCAACGCACGGGUCAUUCAGAAGAAAUUGAAUGUGUUGUGUGGUGGGUGUCAGAUUCCCGAGUCACUCAGCACUCAAUUCUUUUAUCAUUAGUGUACUUUUAGUUGUCUCUUUUGCCUCAGAAAAUAUGUAUACACUUACCUAUGAACACUAUAAAGCAUUUAGCUUUAGUCGAGUAGUUUCUGCUGUGAUGUAUGAUAGUGUGAUUGUAAGAAAUAAAUGAUUCUUGACAGACAG